Messenger RNA from Sphenostylis stenocarpa, 402 nucleotides. The record is from the annotation of a GenBank genome assembly. Lineage: Eukaryota; Viridiplantae; Streptophyta; Magnoliopsida; Fabales; Fabaceae.
AUGGCAGUUAAUAGUUAUUCUUCAGCUCAAAUCUCACUUCAGAAAUAUGGUUUAUUUCUGAAAUAUGCAAACAAAGAAUUCAAUUCCAAAUCUUGCUCUGUCCCACAGAAAAAGGCACCAGUUGGUCCAGUAGCAUUGAGAAUCACAGGAUCCAUCAAGAACAAGAUUUAUGAGGACAAAUCUCAGGGCAUGAUUUGCUAUGAAGAUGAGAGUGGAGAGAUAAUUUGUGAAGGGUACGAUGAAGGGCCUCGAUAUCAACGAAUUCCAAGGCCAACCCAUCACACAAGGGAUGUCGAAAUCAUGAAUCUUCUGCAACAACAAAGUUGGCUUCAGAUUGUUAAAGGGGAAGAAAUCAAUCAUUUAGCUAAAGGAGUUCUUCGUCUACAAGAGGAUUUAAACUAA